AUGGCUGCGCUCGCAAAGGCCAUCAACGCCAAGAUCCGGUCCAACCCGAUGCUGAGCUAUGUGUUCACGACUCACUUCUGGGGCCCCGUCUCGAACUUUGGAAUCCCCAUUGCCGCCGUCCUGGACACGCAGAAGAGCCCCGAUCUCAUCUCCGGACAGAUGACCGCUGCUCUGUGCGUCUACUCUGCGACCUUUAUGCGAUACUCCCUCGCCGUCUCCCCCAAGAACUACCUCCUCUUCGGAUGCCACGUCAUCAACGAGGCCGCCCAGCUGACACAGGGCUACCGCUACCUGUCAUGGCACUACUGGGGCGGCAAGCAGAAUGCGGCGCUGGAGGCGGGCGUCGAGGCUGGCAAAGAGGCGGCUCCUAUCAAAUAA
This is a messenger RNA of Trichoderma reesei QM6a, 378 nucleotides long. RefSeq lists its product as uncharacterized. The transcript is spliced from 3 exons. Gene Ontology annotation, cellular component: mitochondrial inner membrane. Gene Ontology annotation, biological process: pyruvate import into mitochondria. Lineage: Eukaryota; Fungi; Ascomycota; Sordariomycetes; Hypocreales; Hypocreaceae. The coding region runs from base 1 to 378 and encodes 125 amino acids. The record is from RefSeq and is a predicted model, not a curated record.